AGUAAAAAUUAAUCACAGUUUCUCAGCAAGCAAACUAACCAGUCUCAAACGCAAUAGAAAUGUAAGCAAAACUAGACUCAAAAUGAGUGCUAUCCUAAAGUUCAUCCGUGAAAACCACAUACUAGCAGUGAUAGAACAAGCAAUUGCGAAAAAGAAAUCUCGCUUGAGUCUAAAUUCUUUUGAAAUUACCGAAAUUCCUACACUGUUAUACUCGUGCAUCGAGCUGGAACACCUAUAUUUACAUUUAAAUAAUAUUACAACUGUUCCAGUGCAGAUUACAGAACUCUUAAACCUUACAACAUUGACUCUGGAUUACAACGGCAUAACUUCAUUGCCUGUCGAAAUUGGUAACUUGAAAAAUCUUGUAAAUUUAAACAUAAGUUAUAAUCCCUUAAAAGAACUUAUACCAGAAAUAGGUGAAUUAGAGAACCUUGAAGCAUUCUGGUGCAAUAAAACAGGGCUACGGGAAAUUCCAAAGGAAAUCGGCAAGUUGACAAAACUUGAUACAUUUGGAGCAAGGGGCAAUGAGUUAAAAACCAUACCAGAAGAAAUGACUCAACUAACAAAAUUAAGGUGGCUAACAUUAGAAAAUAAUCAAAUAGAGGUUUUACCAAACUGUAUGAAUAACAUGGAAGGGAUAGUACAUUGCAAUCUUCGCAAAAAUAGGCUAAAGGAAUUCCCAGAGUCCUUUCUGAAAUGUGUUGAUUUGAUGUUCUUACAGUUGAAUAAUAAUCAGAUAUCCAGUUUACCAGAGAAUUUUGACACAAGUCAAGUUACAGUUUUAGAAAUGAUUGAUUUACGAGAAAACCCUAUAUGUGAAUUGUCACAUCUAGACCACCCUUUAGUUCGCUUCUCAGAUGAAAUUCCAGUACCUCAAGAUCUUUCCCCAUCCAGCAGCCGGCCUCAUGGCAUGGCUGCACAGGCUUUAGCUGUCAAUGCUACAGCUCUUCGGUUACCAGCAGUUCCAGCGCCCAGACAUCCGGAUUUGAUAUUAGAAAUGGAAAUGGACGCGUCAUCAGUAGAAUCAGAAGAUUGGGAGAACAGUGUAAAUAGCUCUGAGUUGGAUGUCCAUUACCAGAGUGACGAAGAGAGAGGUGACAAUGAGAUCGCACAAUUUUUUCAGGCUGUGGGUAUGGUGUUGCCAGAAUUGUCCCGGUACGCGUCAACAGCGAGUUGAAUACAACUGGCAACUUAAAGAAAAAUAAUUUAAGAUAUGGUGCGUUGUAUUUUCACGAAAUUUGAGUAAUUUUGGCUUAAACUUGUUUACAGAAAUUAUUAUCAAAAUGUUUGUUAUGGUUUCCAUUUAAGAAGUAAUGAACAGUUUUUCUUAUUGAAAUUAUUUUUAAUAUAACCUAACCUAACAUACUAUCAUGUAUUAAAUUCAGAUUAAAACGGGUUUAAUUACUACAAUUUCGAAUCUUUUGUUUAUAACUUAAGUUAAAACGUGUCGAAAACGUGCUGUAAAGCACGCGAAAUAUCGGGAUUAUAAAACAUAGUUUUAAAAGAAAUAUUUGUAUUAUUGUGGUAAUUAUACGCGGUUAAUCGAGUAAAACUAAAAUAUAGCCGUCUCAAUCUAUAGCAGGUUCAGUGAAAGAGUCGUCUAUAUUUUAAAAUAAUUGUUAUAAGCGGUUUAAAAGACAGACACUAGAACAGUUGUAUUUUUAUGAGUUUGGUUUUGUCUAGUUUCGUGAAAAUAAGAUAUUUUAUAUUUGUUUGGGACUUUAUAUAACUUUGUAUACAAUGUAAUCAUAUCGGAUUAGUACAUUUUGUGAUGUAGUUCGCCAAAUAUAUUGAGAGUGUUUAGGUUUGUAUUUUUACGUUCGAAAAGAAGGGAUUUCAUAAUCAUAACCUAUAAACUGCCUCAAAGUUUUAGUAAAUUAAUAUAUUGAGGACUUUGGUUAUGCAUUUUGUUAAUGAUUUGAACGUCAACUUAUUUCGGCCAAUCGCAACCCUUGAAAAUUAAAAUGCUUUGCGAUUGGCCCAAACCGCGUAAUCGCCCAAUGGCAUAGCGUAAUAAAUAUUUGGUUAUAAAAUAAAAAUCAAAGUUUUGAUUUAUAUUCUUGUGCCAACUUAUAAUGAAGUAAAUUUAUUUUAUCCGUUUUUAAUAGUCUGAUAAAGAUGAUUUUUACCAAAAAAUAUCAAAAACAUACAAUGUUGCCAAGUUUUCGGCGAAUUUAUAGAUGAACAUUUUUAUUUACUUGUAUAAAUAACAUAUCGGAAAUUGGAAUCAAAUAAUCGCACAAUAAUUCCGACAGUUUAUAUUGAUACUUAUUGUAUUUUAUUUACAUAGAUAAUAUGGGUUAUUAAAUAUCUAUAAUAAUUGUAAAUAUUAUUUUUUAUUAAUAAAGGUCUUGAUGUUCUAA
Molecule: messenger RNA, 2363 nt
Organism: Pieris napi
Lineage: Eukaryota; Metazoa; Arthropoda; Insecta; Lepidoptera; Pieridae
Product: leucine-rich repeat protein SHOC-2
Exons: 6
Coding region: 83-1177 (364 amino acids)
Molecular function (GO): protein binding
Source: RefSeq, a predicted model, not a curated record